CGGUCGCAGGCCUUGCACCCCUGAUUAGAAACGAUAGUGCUACACUUAAUGUCAGAGUGUCAACGUCUUAAAACAGUCACAGUCCUGCCGCGCCAAGCUCACGUUUUGGAAGCUUCUUUGGUACAAAAGAGUUGCCCAAUAACCUAUGUCAAUUACUCUACGUUGUAGACAUCGCCACAGUCUUCCUCGUCGGUAUCUUCAUGGAAAAUUAUGUGGCGAAUUCAGGAUUGACUGCUCAGACAACGUCUUGAUGCAGCUUAAGAAACGUGAAAAUUAUCUGUGGCUCGUGUGUCAGGGGCAAGGCGAAACGGCCUGGCUAGCGGGCAGUGCAGACAAACCAGUAGAGGCAGAAGAUGAUGUUUUCAAGCCAGACACCAGAUUCGCCAACAAAUUUCCUAUUCACAGUCAGAUAGAUUGGGGCCUUGUAGUGGUUCGUUCAGCUCCCACUGUGUUGGGCAGCUCAGGCGAAGAAUCCGUGCGCACCUCUGUUGAAGAGAUGAACGGACAAGAUAAAGCCAUGCCGUCGACAGACAUUCGCCUUCAGCAGUUAGAGUCACCACCCGUAAGCGACCUUAAGGCAAGUGGCGAGUGGUCCAGGCUUCAAUCGAGCUCGUGGCAUGACAACUGCAAACUCUCUGUCGCUGAAAGUGGCUCCUCAGACAUAGCAUGCAAGUCUGUCUCCUUCACCGCAGCCAGUGCUUCAACCUUCCAAGACGCGCCAGCCCAUCUUAUCGUUGUGUCGUGCUCACAGGAGCCAGCGACAGCGGUCUUCUCCUUCACGCCAGCCCGAGCAAGGCGCUGCGCGGAACGGAGAAGCAGCAUGCGUUUGUUGUCUCAAUGCGUCAUCGCCGUGCAGAGGCGCGUGGUUUCGCGAUUUGUGUGCGCGUGAGGGCGACGCUAGGCUGCGUGGCAUCGUGGUCGUCUAAGUGCAGAAGGCGCGGCUGGCAACCAACUCACUACGGGCGCUGGGUCGUGUAGACGCGGCGGUCGGCAGGCUGCACGUGCGAGAGCACGUUGCGUGAGAGCCUGGCUGGCGAGGGCGAAGGUGCAGGCGGCGUGGCGUCGUCGAAGGCGCUGGUUGUGUCGCUGCCAGAGCCGGGCCUGCCGGGGUGCCGGGGGUUCGAAGGGCGGCUCAGGCUGCGGGGCUGGGGAUUGCGGUGGCUGCGAUAGCUGGCAAUGAGGCUGUGAAGGCCGUUCGAAUUCACCUAAUAAAGGUUGGAC
This is a messenger RNA of Boeremia exigua, 1221 nucleotides long. RefSeq lists its product as uncharacterized. The record is from RefSeq and is a predicted model, not a curated record. The transcript is spliced from 3 exons. NCBI's taxonomy places the organism in Eukaryota, Fungi, Ascomycota, Dothideomycetes, Pleosporales, Didymellaceae. The coding region runs from base 146 to 889 and encodes 247 amino acids.